This is a messenger RNA of Photinus pyralis (common eastern firefly), 2535 nucleotides long. RefSeq names its product 52 kDa repressor of the inhibitor of the protein kinase-like. The coding region runs from base 1 to 2535 and encodes 844 amino acids. The transcript is spliced from 3 exons. The record is from RefSeq and is a predicted model, not a curated record. Lineage: Eukaryota; Metazoa; Arthropoda; Insecta; Coleoptera; Lampyridae.
AUGGCGGCGAAAUCAAGCAGAAAAAGGCCUACCAAAACUUCCGAAGAGCAGUUGCUGGAGUAUAUUAGAUUAAUGGAGGAGGACGUGGUGUUCCGCAAGAAAACCAUUAACCCUACCCUGGAACCCGAUGAUUACAUAGAAGCAAAAUGGAUCAAACUUGCAUCAACUUUAAACUUCUGCGAUUCAGGCCCGGAACUAUCAGUGAACGAAUGGAAAACGCGGUGCCCCGUGCCAUGGAUAUCCGCAGUUAUUUCAAAAGGUCAAGACUGCAGUCAACAAAUGAAAAUUCAAACUCCUCUAUCGUGCACGAAACUCCCGUUCAUGCUGUACAAACUAUCUCUAAUGACCCAGUCUUCGUCUGUUACCAGCGAGUUAGAUUUAGGAUUGUAUGUAGAUAAGGAUAACGAUAAGACAGGAGUUAAAGAUGAUGUCAAAUUAAAGUUAUUGGUCGAUUGCUUUAUACCAAGUAAAAACUAUAAUUUUAAGUUGGACGCUGAUAGUGUGGGAUGUAAGCGAAUAUUCAAAGCGGAGUGGUUAGACAAAUACCCCUGGCUGGUUUACUCUCCAUAUUUGAAAGGAGCUCUUUGCAAAACAUGCGUUCUGUUUAAGCCUUCAUUAAAAAGAGGUGUUAUGGGUGCAUUCGUCGUUUCGCCUUUUCGUAAAUUCAAAGACAUGCACGAAUGUGCGCGAAAUCAUGUAUCAUCACAGUGGCACAAAGAAUCGAGUGUAAUGGCAGCCAAUUUCAAAUCUGUAAAAUAUGGAACGCAAAUGGACAUCGUACAGCAAAUUGACAGCUCAAUGGCAAAACAGGUUAAAGAUAAUCGAGAAAAACUCUUACCCAUAAUUUCUACAAUCGUAUUUUGUGGGACGCAUGAUCUUGCUCUUCGUGGAAAAGAAUCGAGCAGUGGAAAUUUUGUAGACUUGCUGAAAUUCAGAAUACAUGCAGGAGAUCGUGUACUGCAACAACAUUUAGAAUACUGCCCCGGUAAUGCAAAGUAUACGUCGGUUCAAGUCCAAAAUGAACUAAUAGGCAUCUGUGGUCAAGUACUACGAAAACAAAUCGUCGAUGAAGUUAAUAAAGGUUAUGGUUUUUCUAUUUUGGCCGUCGAAACGGCUGACAUAUCAGGAAAAGAGCAGUUGUCAAUCGGCAUUAGGUACGUCGACUCAAACUACAACAUUAAAGAAGAAUUUUUAGGAUUCCAACAACUAGAAAAACUUGAUGCUGACGCAAUUAGUCAUGCAAUUUUAAAGGUACUUGCUGAUUGUGGAUUGGACAUGGACAAACUUGUAGGGCUUGGUUUUGAUGGAUGUGCAACCAUGGCUGGAAAAGAAACAGGUGUACAGCAAAGAAUUAAAAUGAAACACCCUAAAGCAAACUUUUUCCAUUGUGCGUCACAUCGACUAAAUUUGGUUAUUAAUGACUUAUGUGCGGUUCGGGAAAUUCAAAACUGUUGUUCCAGCAUAAAGGAAAUCGUGAAAUUUUUUCGAGAAAGUGUUUUACGAAGAAGAUUAGUCGCAAAUUUGCCUCUGUUGUGUGAAACUAGGUGGUCCGCAAAAUAUAAAUCUAUCCGAAUCUUCUACGAGAACUUUAUCAACAUAAUUCAUGCCCUUGAAGAUCUUGCUACAAAUGCAGAAUAUAAUGCAGCUACACGCUCAAAAGCUCACCAACUAUAUCUGGCGGCUUGUCAGUCCAAUUUUAUUGUUGCUAUGGUCAUAAUAGCAAAAUACAGUUCUAAACUAGAACCUGUGGUUAAUACCCUUCAAGGCAUCAACAUCAAUCUCUUAGAUGUAAAAAACCACAUAGGUAUUAUUGAAGAAACCCUUAAAAAACACAGAAGUGAUCAUGAAACCUACUUUGCAAACAUUUAUCAGGAAGCUACGGAAAUAGGAAAUAAAAUCGGCAAACAAAUGGAAAUGCCGCGCAUUGUUCAGCGACAGAAACAUAGAUCGAACCCGGCAUUAGGUACAAACGCUCCGGAAGAAUACUUUCGUAAGAUCCUUUACGUACCAUAUUUGGACUCUAUUAUUUCUUCAAUAACGAGCCUAUUCGAGGAGACCAACACACCAGCGUUUGCUUUGAGUUUACUACAUCCAAAAUUUGUUACAAGCACCGAACAAUCACACCUUAUGGCUCAGCUGAAAUCUGCUGAACAAUUUUACGGAAUAGAAAACCAUUGCGAAGAGACUGAUACGUGGCUACAUUAUUGGAAGAGCAAGACAAUUCCUGCAGAUAUGACACUGCAUGACGCUUUGGCGGAAACUGAAUUUUUUCCCGCUGUAGCUAAAGGGAUCAUUAUUUUUAUGACCCUUCCACCUACAACGUGUACUGUCGAGAGAAGUUUUAGUACGUUAAGGAGAGUGAAGACGUGGCUAAGGUCGACAAUGACUACACAACGACUUGACGGAUUAUGUAUGUUAAGCGUCCAUCGAGAGAAGGUGAAAGUUGAUAUUGAUCAAUUUUGUCAAAGUGUCUUGGAUAUAUUUGCUCAAACUCCAAGGAAUUUGAUGUUUGCCUUCUCUGAUAAAUAUGCAUAG